CCCCCAAUCUUGUUUAUGAAAUCAUAGACAAAAUUGGCAGUCGUCUUGAAAGAAAAUAUGUAUCAGCAUUAUCGGCUGAAAAACAGGUGCUUGCAGCGCUUCGUUUUUAUGCGACCGGCUGCUACCAACGGCCAGUGGGAGAGCAAUGGGGACUCUCAAUGAGUCAGUCUUCCAUUAGUCGUUCAAUUCAUAGGGUAACUGAUGCCAUAAAUGAAACUAUGUUUAUGGAAAACGUACGUUACCCGAUGACGGUAGUUGAACGACAGGUUGCCCGAAGUAUUUUUUCAGCAGCGCGUGAGCCUUUUGAUGGCAAUAUUGGUGCAAUUGAUUGCACGCUCAUAGCAGUUAUCGGGCCAAAAGAUCAUGAGGAGGCAUACAUUAAUCAUCACGGCUAUCACUCGAUAAACGUUCAAAUGGUGUGUGAUCCGAACCUCAAAAUUUUGAAUGUAAAUGCGAGAUUUCCCGGUGCACGUCAUGAUGCAUAUAUAUGGAAUGCAUCCGCUGUUCGGAGAGCAAUGAAGCGAGCGUAUGAUCGGGGAGACCAUAGCACAUUUUUAAUAGAAGACUCGGGUUACCCAUUAGAGCCAUGGCUGAUGACACCUCUAUCAAACCAGAGAGAAGGUACACCGCAAUUUCGAUACAAUGAGGCUUUAUGUAAAGCAAGGAACUGUGUCGAACGACUAUUUGGAGUUUUGAAGGGAACAUGGCGAUGCCUUUCGAAGCAGCGAGUACUUAUGUACGAGCCAGGCUUCGCUGGCAGGAUUGUAAACUCCUGCGCAGCUCUGCAUAAUAUGCGACUCAACACAGUUGAAAACAACAGCGAUAUACAAAGUGAAGAUCGAAUUGUGGAAGCAGUUUUGGAAGAAGAUUGGGAAGAAUCCAUUCACCCAUCAGCUCUCGCCAAGAGAAUGCAAGAGCGCCUUAUAGCUGCUAAAUUUACUUAG
This is a messenger RNA of Rhagoletis pomonella (apple maggot), 944 nucleotides long. Its product is annotated as putative nuclease HARBI1. The transcript has 4 exons. The coding region runs from base 159 to 944 and encodes 261 amino acids. Lineage: Eukaryota; Metazoa; Arthropoda; Insecta; Diptera; Tephritidae. The record is from RefSeq and is a predicted model, not a curated record.